CACCGAUAAUAAUAAUACCAAGAAAAAAUACUUUUUCUCGUAAUAAAAUCAAACCAAUAAAAAUAAUCAAAAGUGAAAAUUAAAAAAAAAAAAAAAUAGGCAUAAUAAUAAGUUACCAAAAAAACAAGUGCAAAAUGUUCCGGAAACAAAAUAACAGUUCUUUACCUUGACUCCUAACAAAACCUAAAAAUUUUGACAGUUGACGGAAAUAAAAAAAAAAUAGCAAUAACAGAAAAAUAAUGUUUCCUACAGAGAUUUGGGAGCUGAUAAUAAAUUUCAUAGAUGACCCGGGGGACCUUAUGCGGCUGAGGUGCGUUUGCCGGAAAUUCCACGACCUGAUCGAGGUGAAGCUAGUGAACUCUAAGUUAUGGGAGAAUUUGUGUUUGGAGCACAAUAUUUUGCCCUGGAAGGAUCACAUCGUCAGGACGAGGUUCCCAAAGGUUGUAAAUAACAACAACUUCUCCGUGGAUCUCCACCAGCGCACCUGGAAAAGGUUUUUUUUUUCCUACAAAAAGUGGUCCGUUUUACCCAAAGUUGAGAAGAAGUAUGAUAGCUUUGAUUUUGGUGGAAAAUUUAGUGACGGAAAUGCCUUAAUUACUUGUACUAGUAUUUGGAAAAACUGUCUGGCUGUAGGAACAAGCAAUGGAUUUAUUCAUUACGCGAAUGUAAAUAAUGAGAAGCCCCUGAAAAUAAUAUUUUCUUUAAAUAAUGAGCAAGCGUUAAUGCAAAUUCAUUUUUGGUAUACAGAUUCUAAAAAAUUAUUAAUGGCAUCUUUAUCGAAUAAUUAUGACCUUAAAUUUUGGGACAUUGACAAACGACAACUUAUAUCAACUUCUUCGUUUACAGCAACAAAUAUAUGCGUUGGAUUAACGCAUCGUUUUUUCUCUGAGUGGAACUGCCGAAUCACGGAACACGAAUGGAACGCCCCCCAUCUGUCAGUCAAGCGUUCCUUCGACUUUUGCUGUCCUAACCAUGGCGAUUGUACGAGAAAAAUAUUGGCAAUGUACCACGACGACAACGGAUUGAUACUGAAAGCGUUGGCGGACUCGAUAUACAUAUUUACCUACACAAUAGACUUCCUAGAGAACGGGAGGCGGAACAUAACAAUUACCGAGUUCUACAAAUUGCAUCCGGAUAGCAUUGAGGCUACUGAUUUGUUCAUAAGGUACAUUGCGAUAAACAAAGUUGCCUUUGUUGCGGAUAACAAACACCUGUAUAUUUUAUUCGACGGUCUGGGAACAAAGAUGUCGGAUGAGAACUACAGCACUCGCGGCCCCUACCGGCGGUUCCAGAUUCCUGUUUCUUCUAUUAUCAUGCAUUCAAAUUUGAUAAUUAUGGGACUUACUGACGGUACGCUGUGCCUCAAAUAUUUCAAUGAAUUCAAGGACCUGGACACCGUUAAUUUCCGGGUGGGUUCGUUCAGGACGGUGAAGCUCGACACCAAGCCGAUAAUUUCUCUGAACAUAACCGAUUUUAACGGGAAUCCCAGUGUAAUUGCAAGUACAGAAUCUACUGUACAUCUCUUGCAUUACUUGUCGAAAGUGUAAAUUACCUGUUAAUACAAUGACUAUUAUUAUUUAAGUUAUUAAUUAUUAAUAAUUAAUUGAUAGUAUUUGAGUACUAUUUAAAUAAAUU
This is a messenger RNA of Cotesia glomerata, 1635 nucleotides long. RefSeq lists its product as uncharacterized. The record is from RefSeq and is a predicted model, not a curated record. Gene Ontology annotation, molecular function: protein binding. NCBI's taxonomy places the organism in Eukaryota, Metazoa, Arthropoda, Insecta, Hymenoptera, Braconidae. The transcript is spliced from 6 exons. Bases 240 to 1547 code for a protein of 435 amino acids.